Molecule: messenger RNA, 547 nt
Organism: Psammomys obesus (fat sand rat)
Lineage: Eukaryota; Metazoa; Chordata; Mammalia; Rodentia; Muridae
Gene: Mrpl57
Product: mitochondrial ribosomal protein L57
Exons: 2
Coding region: 98-406 (102 amino acids)
Biological process (GO): mitochondrial translation
Cellular component (GO): mitochondrial ribosome
Molecular function (GO): structural constituent of ribosome
Source: RefSeq, a predicted model, not a curated record
CGCGAGAGCGGAAGUCUCGUCCGGCAGCUCCCGCCAGCCCGUGGGGAGCGUGGCGUCGCCGCGGCCGUCGGUGGACGCGUCUCUCGGAGGAGGCGCCAUGUUCCUCACCGCGGUCCUCCUCCGCGGCCGCCUUUCGGGCAGUCAGUGGAUCGGGAAGCACCGGCGGCCGCGCACCGUGUCCUUCCACGCGAAGCAGAACAUGAUCCGCCGCCUGGAGGUGGAGGCCGAGAACCACUACUGGCUGAGCAUGCCCUACCUGACGGCGGAGCAGGAGUACGGCCACGCCGCGGAGCGCAGGGCCCGGGAUUUUGAGGCCAUCAAGGCGGCCGCCACUUCCAAGUUCCCCAAGCACAGAUACGUGGCAGACCAGCUAGACCAUCUCAACGUCACGAAGAAAUGGUCCUAACCCGGUGCCAUCACCCUUCGAGUUUAUGGAUACCGGACUGCUCUGUCCUUAUUUGGUGCUGGAGCUGAAAAAAAAUGUAAUUUAUGUAACAGUGUGACCCCCCCUUCGACCAGUGUCUUAUUAAAACAAGCAUGAUUAAUA